This is a messenger RNA of Cynara cardunculus var. scolymus (artichoke), 373 nucleotides long. RefSeq lists its product as uncharacterized. NCBI's taxonomy places the organism in Eukaryota, Viridiplantae, Streptophyta, Magnoliopsida, Asterales, Asteraceae. The record is from RefSeq and is a predicted model, not a curated record. Bases 27 to 212 code for a protein of 61 amino acids. The transcript has a single exon.
AGGGAAGAGAGUGUUUGGUGGUUAAGAUGGCUGGAUUUGGUAGCCUUGCACCAAAGACCAAGAAUCUGGUGGUUGCUGGUGGCUUAACAGGUUUUGUGUUUGGUGUCUAUUUCUACACCAUGAGAGCUGUUGGAGGUUCAGAUGAGCUUCAAGUAGCCAUUGAUAAGUUUGAAUCUCAGAAAAUUGAGAAUGAGCCAGCUUCAUCAAAAUGACCCAUAUUUUGUAUGCUUUAAUGUUUUAAAUAAGUUUGCUGAAUUUAUUUCAUUUUAACUUUUCAAAGAAACCUGUUAUAAAUUUGUUGGGGGAAAUACGUGUUACAACUUUGUAAACAAAAUAUUAUUUUCGAAAAGAAUCGUUAACCUUUCUUUUUCUA